This is a messenger RNA of Theobroma umbraticum, 1834 nucleotides long. RefSeq names its product protein DETOXIFICATION 24-like. Gene Ontology annotation, cellular component: membrane. Gene Ontology annotation, biological process: xenobiotic detoxification by transmembrane export across the plasma membrane. NCBI's taxonomy places the organism in Eukaryota, Viridiplantae, Streptophyta, Magnoliopsida, Malvales, Malvaceae. The record is from RefSeq and is a predicted model, not a curated record. Gene Ontology annotation, molecular function: antiporter activity; xenobiotic transmembrane transporter activity.
GCUUCUUUUUCUCUCAACUCCCCAGUCAAUUGUUCAAAAAUAAUUCUGUAUAUAAAAAUAACAAAUUAAGCAUUUUUCCAACUGUAGAGACCUGUCAUAGCCAAGGCAUUUCCUAAGUCUCUUGGGGAAGUCCUAGAUUGCUAGGUCUGCUUGUGCUGAACUUUGGGCACAGAGUAGACAGAGCCAUGGAUGACAAUUUAGAGCAAGGGUUUCUUGCACAGCCACAAGAAGAAGACAAGACUGAUCUGAAAAGAAGAGUUUGGAUUGAAACAAAGACAAUAUGGAGGGUUGCUUUCCCAGGAAUGUUAUCCAGGGUCACUUCUUUCGGGAUGAUUGUUGUGACACAGUCAUUUCUUGGUCACAUUGGCGAAGUUGAGCUUGCCACUUAUGCCCUCGUUCAAAGCGUUUUUGUACGGUUUAUCAAUGGUAUACUGAUUGGCAUGUCGAGUGCAACUGAAACUCUAUGCGGGCAAGCAUUUGGAGCAGGGCAGUACCACAUGAUGGGAAUAUACCUGCAACGGUCAUGGAUUGUUGAUGGUAUUACCGCGACGAUAUUACUCCCUGUAUUCUUUUUGGCUACACCAAUUUUCAAACUACUUGGGCAGGAAGACAAGAUUGCGGAUGCAGCUGGACCAAUUUCUCUAUGGUUUAUUCCCAUGCUUUAUUACAUGGUUUUUGGACUCACCAUCCAAAUGUACCUCCAGGCGCAGCUCAAGAACUUGAUUGUUGGUUGUCUAAGUGCUGCUGCAUUUGUUCUUCACUUGUUACUGUCAUGGAUCUUUGUCUACAAACUUAACUGGGGGGUUGCUGGGGCAAUGGUUUCCUUGAAUUUAUGUAAUUGGGCAAUGGUUUUCGGAGAGUUUGUGUUCAUCUUUGGAGGUUGGUGCCCCAAUACAUGGAAAGGAUUCUCCAAAGCUGCCUUCUAUGAUCUAUUGCCUAUAGUAAAGCUCUCCUUGGCCUCUGGGGUUAUGAUAUGCUUAGAGUUGUGGUACAAUGCCAUUCUUGUCUUGCUGGCUGGAUACAUGAAAAAUGCAACCGUUGCCAUUGCUGCUUUCUCCAUCUGCCUAAAUGUCAAUGCAUGGGAAUUCAUGAUCUGCCUUGGCUUGUUUGGUGCAUCAAUAGUGCGGGUUGCGAAUGAAUUAGGGAGAGGAAAAGCCAAGGCAGUGAAAUUUGCAAUAAAAACGAUUAUGAGUACAUCAAUCUGCAUUGGACUGGUGUUCUUUGUUUUGUGCUUAGUAUUUGGGCGUCAAAUUUCCUACAUGUUUACCAGUAAUGAACAAGUUGCAGAAGUUAUGUCAAGCCUCUCAACUCUUCUUGCCAUCUCAAUCUUGUUCAACAGCAUUCAACCAGUGCUAACAGGUGUAGCAAUUGGUUCUGGUUUUCAAAGUAUGGUUGCAUUUGUGAACUUGGGGUGUUAUUAUGCCGUAGGAUUGCCUCUUGGAGCUGUGCUUGGAUACGUGCUACAUCUUGAAGUUACAGGUCUAUGGAUUGGACUGCUGGGUGGAGUAGCAUUACAAACGUUCAUUCUUGCUUUCAUUGUGUGGAGAACGGAUUGGGAUGAGCAGGUAAAGAAGGCAUCUGAACGUCUGAAUCGUUGGCUUAUAAAACCAGAAGAGGAAGAUAAUCAAAGCCCACCUCAAGCUUAAGAUCAAUCCAACAACACUUGUAGUUGCUUUAUUGAGGAAUUUUUGUUUUGUUUUCUUUUAUGGUCGUUAGAAUAAUGUUAAUUUCAUGUUUGGCUUUAGGUAAGAUACUCAAUUUUCGAUUUCUAAAAUUUUAAUGCCUUGGUCACGCAAUCCAAUAAGAUUGGGGUUGAUCAUUGAGUGUCUAUUAA